AUGAGUGCGUCUCCGGCAAAUGAGUUGGCCCUGCCUUCCGCCACAAGCACAACUUACGAACAAUCAUAUCAACCAAAAUCUUUCCAAAGGAAGGAAUUUCAGGUUUCAUCUUCAACUGCAAAUGCAACCCCUCCAGCACAGAUUAUACCCCAAGAAAAUCCGGUACCAGUAGCGAGUAAAGAAGCUUCAGUACCAGAAAGCCUGGUGGAGAUCAUAGAAAAUAACGAAGUGAAUAAAGAAAAAGAAGUUAUAGAAGAUGCUACUCCAGAGUCUGGUGACGAUGAUUCCAAGAAAAUCUCACCUUCAAGUCAAAAGUUUCUUUCCAACUUGAAGAGUUUUAAUAUUGAUAGGACUAAAUAUAAACAUUAUGGACAUCAAUCUCUGAUGAAUGCUCAAUCAUUAACUAAAAUUAUUAGUGAAGCUCAAGUUAAACAAGAAUAUAACUCUUCUAAUAAUUCUCCCAUUUCAAACAAUAGAAUAGUUAUAGAUGAGAGAAUAUCUCAAAUUUUAGGUUUACCUCAACAAGUUACUGAAGAAGAAUCAUUUUGGCCAUAUAAUAUAGAUACGCUUAACGAAAUACUUCGAUUUAAAGUUGAACAAGAAAAAACCAGACAGGAAUCUAUUAAAAGUGAAUUUGGAACUACUGCAGUUGAAUUAUUAAAAUUAGCUAAAUCAAUGAAUAUUAGUGGUGAUUUGAUUCCAUUUUUGUUUAUAUCAAAUGCUGUCUCAGUGGAUAAUUUAAAGGUUAAGAUUGAAAAGUUGAAAAAUGAACCUCAAGAAUUGAUCGAUGAAUUAGCUCAAAAUUCAAGAGAGUUAGCUCCAGAGAUAUCAAGAUUUAGUUCUAUCAUGUCUCAUAAUAACAAUACAUCAAUCGAAACCAUGGCAUCAUCAACUUCAGGAAACAAUGUGAUGGGUCUAAAAAGAAAAUUCUCUGAUACCCAAUUGCCAUCAUUUUCUGAAACGGCUGAAAGCAUUAAAGCCAGCAAUAGUAGUUUUGUAUCUCCUACCACAAGAUCACCAAAUAAACUGCCUACUGCUGGCCAUAGAAGAGUUAGCUCUGAUACAUCUGAAGCUACCAAAGUGACAACUUCUCCACCUUCUAAAACUCAUUUACCAUUACCACCUACGAGCUAUCCUCAACUCCAACAGCAACCACUGCAUCAACAACAACCUCAACAUUAUCUGCCGGAUUUGCAACCACAAAUGGCUCCACAGAAUACUUCUUAUCCUGUUUAUUAUACCCCUCAACCCAUGGUUCAUCCUAAGGAUCAAGCAGCAGGAAAAGUAUUAGGAUCACCAUAUUCACAAAAAUAUCAACCAGUGUUAUACCAAACUCCUGGUCCACAUAGUGUACCACCUCAAUCUCAACCACCUCAAGCUCAUUAUCAAGGUGAAUAUAUUGCCCAACCUCCACAACAACAUUAUCAAUAUUAUAUUCCAUCACCUCCAAAUAAUGCUGGUCAAUAUAUGAUUCAAGGUCCUGGCAUGGUUAGAAUGCCUCCACAACAACAACCGCAACAACAAAGGCCACCACCACCGCAUCAUAUUCCACCUCCCCCACAGGAACAACCUGUACCGACCCAUCAAUUUCAAUCACCACCAGAUCUGAGUAACAAUAGAGGAGUACCAAUAUUCAAAUCGGCUGAGAUUCAUGAGGAUACUAGUCCAUAUAAGAAACAAAGGUCAUCUUCAAAGAAUACUAGUAUUAACUUUAUGAUUACUACACCUAAGAACCCUCCUGCUAGAAAGUACAAUAAUCCUCAUAAAGAUAAAUAA
This is a messenger RNA of Scheffersomyces coipomensis, 1776 nucleotides long. RefSeq lists its product as uncharacterized. The transcript has a single exon. NCBI's taxonomy places the organism in Eukaryota, Fungi, Ascomycota, Pichiomycetes, Serinales, Debaryomycetaceae. The record is from RefSeq and is a predicted model, not a curated record. Bases 1 to 1776 code for a protein of 591 amino acids.